AUGGCUUUCGCUUAUGUUAAUGUUAAUCCUGUCUUCUCGAUAUUCCAAGAAAAAAUAUCUUUCUCCUUUUUUCCUUCUUUUUCUUUCCUUUUUUUUAUUGAUCCCUUCUCUUUUCUUUUCUACUUCUUUCUCUUCUUGCUCUCUUUUUUUUUCUAUCUCGUUCCUUCCACAGCCGCCAUUUUUAUCUAUAUUCUCAUCUUUGUCGCUUCCGUCGUCUUCUUUUCACAUAUCCUUUCUACUUUAUAUCAUGACUUUUCCAUGUCGUCUGCUUCUUCGUUCUUUUCUUCUUCUUCUUCUUCUUCUUCUUCUUCUUCUUCUUCUUCUUCUUCUUCUUCUUCCCUAUCACUUUGUCGAUCACGUACAUUUUUCGGCUUCAGCAAUACUUGCAUUUUUAAAGGCCCUUUUCUCUUUCCUCCAUCCAUUUGUAGCGCUUGUUCCUCCAUCCAUUUGUGGCAUUUGUUCCUGUAUCCAUUUGAAGUACAUAGUCCUCCAUCCAUUUGUGGCAUUUGUUCCUGUAUCCAUUUGAAGUACCUAGUCCUCCAUCCAUUUGUUGAACUUCCUCAUCAAUUUAUUUGUGGUUCUCGUUAUUUUAUCCAUUUUUGCUACCUGUGCCUCCAUCCAUUUGUGGCACUUGUUCCUCCAUCUAUUUGUUGCACUUGCUCCUCCAUUCAUUUGCGCUACUUUCAUUUUUCAACUUGUUCCUCCAUCCAUUUGUGGCACUUGUUCCUCCAUCAAUUUCGAGCAAACGUUCCUCCAUCCAUUUGUUGUACUUACUCCCCCAUUGAGUUGGGAUUCUCGUUAUUGCAUCCAUUUUUGCUACUUGUCCUCCAUCCAUUUUGCUACUCGUGCGUCCACCCAUUUGCGGCACUUGUCCCUCCAUCUAUUUAUUACACUUGCUCCUCCAUUCAUUUGAAGUACUAA
Messenger RNA from Acanthosepion pharaonis, 921 nucleotides. The record is from the annotation of a GenBank genome assembly. Lineage: Eukaryota; Metazoa; Mollusca; Cephalopoda; Sepiida; Sepiidae.